Sphenostylis stenocarpa is the source of this 264-nucleotide messenger RNA. NCBI's taxonomy places the organism in Eukaryota, Viridiplantae, Streptophyta, Magnoliopsida, Fabales, Fabaceae. The record is from the annotation of a GenBank genome assembly.
AUGACUCAACAAGCAAAUAAGCGCAACCCGAAACUGAAAUCACCUCUCUCCAGUCUGAGCUCAAGGCGUUACGCUGUGUCUGUAAGAAAAUUGUCUGAAAAGGAAGAAGGUUGCGAGAGUGUUGUUCUGAGAAAGCAGGAGGGAAGUGUCUCCUGCAUGAGAGAGAGCAGUGGAAGUUCACACGUAGACGAAGGCGAAGAGAUUUACGAGCACGUUGUUACGAGUAUUCUACAUUUGAUGGGAGGAUCACUUCUGAGUGACUAA